AUGGAGCGCGACAUCUUCGUCAGCGCCGCGGCCGGCAAUGCCGCGCCGGCCAUUAGCUCCGUGGGCAACGGCGCGCCGUGGAUGCUCACGGUCGCGGUCGGCACCACCGUCAAACUCGGCAACAGCCUAACGGCCGCCGCCUCCCCGGUAACCGCCGCAGCCGCCGCCUCCUCCUCUGUUAACUGCCGCCGACCUCCGCAAUCAGCGCCGCCGCAGACCUCCGCAACCAUCCCCACAACUGCCGCCCAACCGUCUUACCUGAUGGCCAAGCUCCCGCCGCCGGCGAGCCACGCGCUGCUGCGCGCGCCGCUCCCCUACCCACACGCUGCCGCCCCUUGCGCGGGCGCCAACCCUACCCACAGGCGCCGCUCCUUCUUCCCUCGCCGCUGA
Lolium perenne is the source of this 390-nucleotide messenger RNA. The record is from RefSeq and is a predicted model, not a curated record. NCBI's taxonomy places the organism in Eukaryota, Viridiplantae, Streptophyta, Magnoliopsida, Poales, Poaceae.